UCGGUAGCUCAUUGGCAUUUCGGCUCCGGAGACGAACGGUCGUGGUUGUUAGCUCGAGCAACGCAGUGUGGAAACUUGUGGUCGUUACUCACUAGCCUCGUGGGUGGCUAACAGUGUUGUGGUGUUUCGUUGUUGAUUGCAAGUGAACGGUAUUAUUUCGAAAUCAGCGCGAUCCUACAAGUGUUUUGCCGUUAGAAUGCAACGGUUGAUUGUUUGAAGCAUUGAAAACAUUUAGUGAAAGCGGAAAUGAAGACCGCACAUACACACUUAUUUGCUAAUGUCGUGCCAUCUUCUGGCAACGCGUUCUAUGUGCAUAUUAGUGCAUAGUAAUAUUUAAAUAUAUUUAUUGUAAUGAAAGUGUGUGUGUACUUGAAAGUUCAUUAGCGCCAUGUAAAAAAAAAAAAUUCGCAAAGAGAUAAUGGAAAUUAAAAUCUAAAUAUAUAAAUAUACGUGUAUGUGGCUGUGUAUGUACACAUGUAUACAUAUUAACACAUUUAAAAGUGCUUAAAAGUGAAAUGGCCAAAUGAUAAAUGUGUGGGUGUGUGUGCGGAAGCCAUUGUCCCACAAAUUGGAUAAUUAAUUAAGUGUUUUAUAAGUAUUUGUUUGCAAACAGUUUGGAAUAAGUGUUAAUUAGAAGACAAGUUUAUUUAGCUGUACAAGGUGUGAAAAGUACUGCUCUUGAUUCUUUGAUCGAGAGUUAAAUAGCUAAAAUUAGCAUUCCCCAAAGACUAAUUGGCAAUGAAAAUGUUACCUGUAUCAGAAUGGCUAAAGCGCUACUACAAUGCCAUAAAAGAUAAUCCAAAUAAAGCACAUAAAAGACACACUACAUUUACAAAAAGAUUCCGCACAGCGCCAGCUGCGACUGAAAUAAAAACAAGAACAAGGCACAUGCAAAAUUAGAUGAUGAUUCCAAACAAAGUGACAUCGGCAUAAUGAGACGCGCCCCCAAGCAUUAUCCCAGAGCGAGAACGUCGAGUGCCAGCUGGCGUCGCCGGCGUCGCUUCCACAAGUUAUUUUUGCAGAUGCGUAUGUACCCGUUAUUUCGCCUGUUGCCGGUAUUAUGGUUGCUAUUAUGCUACUGUUGUUGUUGCUGCCAUUGCGCGCAUAGGCGACAAGCCGAGGAGCAAAGCGCACAGCUAAAUAACUGCUACGACAUGCAAUAUGGCUUCGAUAGGGCAUUGAUCGGCAUUGCACCAGAGCUAUUAUUACCUAGUGCUAAUAGCUCGAAUAGGGACAAUGGCAACGAAGUCACCACUGCACACAACAGCACUGCGGUAAAUGAUCUGUGGACACGGCAUCCUCUACAUAUUGGUUCAAAUGUGAGUACACAAGGCUACCGACCAGGGUCGGCUACGCACACGGGAUGGCAAUGUUGUUGCUGGAACGCCACAAAUCAAGAUGAAAUCGAGUGCCACUGCGUGGGUGAAGCGCUAAUGCGUGUGCCACAAACACUGACAGUGCCGGUGCAAAGGCUUAGCAUCGCAUCGGCAGGUUUGCCACGCGUUCGUACAACCGGUCUGAAGAAGUAUGCCGCUUCGUUGCAGGAUUUUAUACUGAAGGACUUGCAGCAUUUGGAGUGCAUCGAGGACGGUGCUUUUGACGGCCUUAAGCUGCUACGAACUAUAUAUAUUUCAAAUGCACCAAAGUUGAUAACUCUAUCGCGGGAUGUUUUUCGUGGUAUUUCGGAAACUAUUAAAAUUAUACGCAUUAUUAACAGUGGUCUAAUAAGGGUGCCCGAUUUGCGGCAUAUUCCACCGCCAAACAUUUUACAAAUGAUUGAUCUCGACAACAAUGAAAUCACUCGAAUCGAUAAGAAUUCCAUCAAUGUUAAGACUGAUCAACUAAUUUUAGCAAAUAACGAAAUAAGUUAUAUCGACGAUUCCGCUUUUAAUGGUUCCCAGAUAGCGAAACUAACUUUACGACAAAACCGAGUUUUGAAGGAAGUCCAUUCAAAUGCUUUUAAUGGGAUUAGCAUACAUGUAUUAGACCUAUCUGGCACUUCGUUGGUUAGUUUACCUCCGACGGGCUUGCAGGACAUUGAGGAAUUGCGUAUUGAAGAUGUACAAACACUCAAAACUAUUCCAUCCAUAUAUAAUUUUAAGAAUUUACAAAGAGCAUUUUUGACUCAUUCCUUCCACUGCUGUGCAUUCAUAUUCCCCUCGCGCCAUGAUCCGCAACGACAUGCUGAAAGAAUGAAAGAAAUUGAAAAAUGGCAGCAGCGUUGCAAAAAGAAUGACAAUGAUAAGGACAGCGGAGAUUUAUUGGAGAUGACCACUGGAAGUGGAAUCAGUGACAGCAUAGAUAAGACGAGAGCAAAAGAGACUGAAAACGAUUAUGAUAGUCGUAUUUGGGGCGCCAAUGGCGGUGGAAUGAGUCCACCUUAUGGUGGAGGAGUCUUUUACAGCAGUUUAGCCCGAACCGAUUUUGUUGUAAACAAUGAAGAGAACGAAGCAGAAACAGAGGUAAAUGACUACUUUGCGGAAGAAUUUGGCACAUUCCACUCGGUAAUCACUAUAAACCCCGAUGUCAUUCAAACCGAGGAGUAUUGCGGAAAUUUUACAUUUAGAAAACACGUAGUGGAGUGUUAUCCCAUGGCAAACGCCCUCAACCCUUGCGAAGAUGUUAUGGGCUACCAGUGGUUGCGUAUCUCCGUAUGGAUUGUUGUAACCCUGGCUGUGGUUGGCAAUGUUGCUGUGCUGGUUGUAUUUAUUUCUAUAAGGUCAGAGAAUCCAUCAGUGCCGCGUUUCCUAAUGGGUCACUUGGCUUUUGCGGAUUUGUGUUUGGGGUUAUACUUGCUGUUGAUAGCCGCAAUCGAUGCACAUUCUAUGGGCGCAUAUUUUAAUUACGCCUACGAUUGGCAAUAUGGCGCCGGAUGUAAGGUCGCCGGCUUUCUAACGGUUUUCGCCAGUCAUUUGUCGGUCUUCACUCUGACGGUCAUUACCAUCGAACGUUGGAUGGCAAUUACGCAAGCGAUGCACUUGAACAAACGCAUUAAGCUCCGAGCUGCCUGCUAUAUUAUGGCCGCCGGCUGGAUGUAUUCUAUUGUGAUGUCACUGUUGCCACUCUUCGGUAUCAGCAACUACUCAUCGACGAGUAUUUGUUUGCCGAUGGAGAUAAGUGAUUUAUAUGACUCAGCUUUUCUGGUGGUUAUUUUGGGUUCAAAUGGCAUGGCAUUCUCCAUUAUAACGGUUUGCUAUGCCCAAAUGUACAGAUCACUCGGCAAAGAGACACGUCAUGCCCACAGCACACAUCGAGGAGAAAUGACUGUUGCGAAAAAAAUGGCUCUAUUGGUCUUCACCAACUUUUCCUGCUGGGCUCCUAUAGCCUUCUUUGGACUUACCGCGCUCGCGGGUUAUCCAUUGAUAAAUGUGACUAAAUCGAAAAUUCUCUUGGUCUUCUUCUACCCUCUGAACUCCUGCGCCGAUCCGUAUUUAUACGCGUUGCUCACCUCUCAAUAUCGCGCGGAUCUAUACGCGCUGCUCUCCAGAUUUGGUAUUUGCAAGCAAAGUGCGAUGAAGUAUAAGAACAGCAUAUCGGCUCCGUAUACCACUACGAAUGUCACGAUGCAGGGCUCCUCUCGUCAGCAUCGGAGUUCAUCGUCGUCCAGCCGACAAGCUGAGUUGCAAUUAAUGCUGAAAAAUCAUGAGGACUUUGUAUAAGUUUAGCAGCUCUUAGAUAAUACAUACACAGUUAAAGUCCUAGUUGUGGACAAUCUUACUAAAUAAACGAAUAAAACGGGGAGAAGCUGCAGUGUGUUAGUAAA
Messenger RNA from Bactrocera oleae (olive fruit fly), 3763 nucleotides. RefSeq names its product Leucine-rich repeat-containing G protein-coupled receptor 1 (gene Lgr1). Gene Ontology annotation, cellular component: plasma membrane. Gene Ontology annotation, biological process: activation of adenylate cyclase activity; adenylate cyclase-activating G protein-coupled receptor signaling pathway; hormone-mediated signaling pathway. The record is from RefSeq and is a predicted model, not a curated record. Gene Ontology annotation, molecular function: G protein-coupled peptide receptor activity; protein-hormone receptor activity. NCBI's taxonomy places the organism in Eukaryota, Metazoa, Arthropoda, Insecta, Diptera, Tephritidae.